Molecule: messenger RNA, 312 nt
Organism: Gloeophyllum trabeum ATCC 11539
Lineage: Eukaryota; Fungi; Basidiomycota; Agaricomycetes; Gloeophyllales; Gloeophyllaceae
Product: histone-fold-containing protein
Exons: 4
Coding region: 1-312 (103 amino acids)
Biological process (GO): nucleosome assembly
Cellular component (GO): nucleosome
Molecular function (GO): DNA binding; protein heterodimerization activity; structural constituent of chromatin
Source: RefSeq, a predicted model, not a curated record
AUGUCUGGACGCGGCAAAGGUGGCAAGGGUCUCGGAAAGGGCGGUGCUAAGCGCCACAGGAAGAUUCUGCGCGACAACAUCCAGGGUAUCACCAAGCCCGCUAUCCGCCGUCUCGCCCGUCGUGGUGGUGUCAAGCGUAUCUCAGGUCUCAUCUACGAGGAGACUCGCGGUGUCCUGAAGAUUUUCUUGGAGAAUGUCAUCCGGGACUCGGUUACUUACACCGAGCACGCCAAGAGGAAAACUGUCACCGCCCUCGAUGUUGUCUACGCCCUCAAGCGGUCCGGCAGGACCCUGUACGGUUUCGGUGCCUAA